GCCGUAAUCGCCGCCCAGAAGGCAGGAAGGCGGGUGUGCGAGGAGCUGCUAUGGUGCUUAGUUCCUCCGCAGAGCCGACCGAGACACGGCGGUCGCGGCCAUGAAGAGGGGAGAGACUUUCUAAUUCAUCCUCUAGGAAGAAACAAUACAGGACAAACACUUUAUGCUACCAGAGAAAGAAGAGGAACAUUUAUGUUGCAUUAUUCACAGUAAUCAAGAUAUGAAAACCUACGUGUCCCUUGGUGGAUGAAUGGAUAAAGAAGAGGUGGCGGGUGCCACGUCUAUGUGGGCUUCAUGCUGUGGGCUGCUGAAUGAAGUCAUGGGAACUGGAGCUGUCCGGGGCCAGCAGUCAGGAUUUGCAGGAGGUACCGGUCCAUUCAGAUUUGCACCAAACUCUGAUUUUUCCACUUACCCACCAGCACCUACGGAAGGGCCUAACAUAGUUUGCAAAGCCUGUGGACUUUCAUUUUCAGUCUUUAGAAAGAAGCAUGUAUGUUGUGACUGCAAGAAGGAUUUUUGCUCCGUUUGUUCAGUCUUACAAGAGAAUCUUCGCAGAUGUUCCACAUGUCACUUACUACAAGAGACGGCCUUUCAGCGCCCUCAGUUAAUGCGACUAAAAGUCAAGGAUCUCCGGCAAUAUCUCAUUCUUCGAAAUAUCCCAACUGAUACCUGUCGAGAGAAAGAAGACUUGGUGGAUUUGGUACUCUGCCACCAUGGGCUGGGCUCUGAGGAUGACCUGGACACGAGCAGCCUCAAUUCCUCACGGUCCCAGACUUCUAGCUUUUUUACAAAUUCAUUUUUUUCAAACUAUACAGCCCCUUCUGCUACCAUGUCUUCAUUUCAGGGAGACCUUCUGGGUGGAGACCGGACCCUAGGCUCUGGGGCGCUGACACAGGUACAGAGUGAAACAGCUUCAGCAAACACAGAGGAGGAGGAGGAGGAAGAUGAUGACGAUGAUGAGGGUGAUGACGAUGAAGAAAACGUAGAGGAGCGGACGCCUGGCCUCUCCAAGAAGCGAGUAAGAGCUUCACUGUCUGACCUGUCAGGCCUUGAAGAUGUGGAAGGAAUGAGCGUGCGACAGCUGAAGGAGAUCCUGGCUCGGAAUUUUGUCAACUAUUCUGGCUGCUGUGAAAAAUGGGAGCUGGUAGAGAAAGUAAACCGGUUAUACAAAGAGAAUGAAGAAAACCAAAAGUCAUAUGGCGAGCGGCUGCAGCUGCAGGAUGAGGAAGACGACCGCCUGUGCCGUAUCUGCAUGGACGCUGUCAUUGACUGUGUCCUGCUCGAGUGCGGGCACAUGGUCACCUGCACCAAGUGUGGCAAGCGCAUGAGCGAGUGUCCCAUCUGUCGGCAGUACGUGGUGCGCGCCGUGCACGUGUUCAAGUCCUGAAGCCAGGCUCCAUCCCAGGCAUUUCAGUGUAUAGAAGCGACUGGAAACUGAGUAUUCAAAGGCUGAAACUA
Messenger RNA from Zalophus californianus (California sea lion), 1458 nucleotides. It is a transcript of the gene RNF34, whose product is annotated as ring finger protein 34. The record is from RefSeq and is a predicted model, not a curated record. Gene Ontology annotation, biological process: protein K48-linked ubiquitination; negative regulation of extrinsic apoptotic signaling pathway via death domain receptors; proteasome-mediated ubiquitin-dependent protein catabolic process. Gene Ontology annotation, molecular function: ubiquitin protein ligase activity. NCBI's taxonomy places the organism in Eukaryota, Metazoa, Chordata, Mammalia, Carnivora, Otariidae. Gene Ontology annotation, cellular component: cytoplasm; plasma membrane. Bases 251 to 1387 code for a protein of 378 amino acids. The transcript has 8 exons.